Cuculus canorus (common cuckoo) is the source of this 5753-nucleotide messenger RNA. RefSeq names its product solute carrier family 26 member 1 (gene SLC26A1). Gene Ontology annotation, biological process: transmembrane transport. Lineage: Eukaryota; Metazoa; Chordata; Aves; Cuculiformes; Cuculidae. Gene Ontology annotation, cellular component: membrane. The transcript is spliced from 3 exons. The record is from RefSeq and is a predicted model, not a curated record. Bases 16 to 2361 code for a protein of 781 amino acids. Gene Ontology annotation, molecular function: secondary active sulfate transmembrane transporter activity; chloride transmembrane transporter activity; oxalate transmembrane transporter activity.
UUUAAAUAGCUAACAAUGAAUGCUUUCAAGCAGAUGCUAAUCACGAUCUAUGAUUUUCCAUUUCUUACUCAGCCUGCUUUUGUGAGCACAGUCUCAGUCUUUCUUUCAGCAAUGUGCAUGCUGUGUGUGGGGAGAAGAGAGAGAGAGGCAGACAAAGCAUCAGCAGCUUCCUGUGUCGAGGAACAGGUAUAUGAAGUAAACACUGGGACAAUGGAAAGACCACUUGAGGCUACCAGGAUGGAAAACAAUACCUCUUCCUGCUUUCUCAUGGAAAGAAAGACUCGUGUCAAGAUUAAUAUGAAAGAAGUCAUGCUAGCUAAGCUGAGGAAGAGCUGCUCCUGCACUCCAAAGAAGUUGAAGAACUUUGUCAUGGAAUUCUUUCCUGUUUUACAAUGGCUUCCUAAGUAUCAGUGCAAAGAGUACAUUUGGGGGGAUAUUAUGUCUGGGUUAGUGAUUGGGAUUAUUUUGGUGCCACAGGCAAUUGCAUACUCACUCCUGGCAGGUCUGAAGCCCAUUUAUAGUCUUUAUACAUCGUUCUUUGCCAACAUCAUCUAUUUCUUAAUGGGCACAUCCCGUCACGUCUCAGUUGGCAUUUUCAGCUUGAUAAGCUUAAUGGUAGGACAAGUUGUGGACCGAGAACUUGUCUUGGCUGGGUUUGACUUGAAUGAUGAUGCCCCACCAGCCUUGGGUGAUGGCUCUCUGCAGAAUGGCAGUCAGUUCAACACAACUGCCUUCAACCUACGAUUGAACACAACUGCUGGGAUGAAUGCUGAAUGUGGGAAAGAAUGCUACGCUAUUGGCAUUGCUACAGCCUUGACAUUUGUGGCUGGAGUGUAUCAGGUUCUAAUGGGGAUAUUUCGACUGGGUUUCGUAUCUAUGUACCUAUCUGAGUCUGUACUAGAUGGCUUUGCAACUGGUGCUUCCUUAACUAUUUUAACAGCUCAAGUGAAGUAUCUGAUUGGAAUAAAAAUUCCACGUAGCCAAGGGCAUGGGAUGCUUGUUAUUACCUGGAUUAACAUUUUCCGGAACAUUUCUCAGGCUAAUGUUUGUGAUAUCAUCACAAGUGCCAUCUGUAUAGUGGUGCUGGUCACUGCUAAGGAACUGGGGGAUCGGUAUAAGCAUAAGCUGAAAUUUCCUCUUCCUACAGAACUGGUAGUUAUUGUUGUGGCAACACUGAUUUCACACUACGGGAAGUUAAAUGAAGUGUAUGCAUCCAGUGUUUCUGGGACUAUUCCAACAGGAUUUAUUCCCCCCAAGGUACCACAUUUCAACUUAAUGGUCCGAGUAGCUGUAGAUGCUUUGCCUCUUGCAAUAGUCAGCUUUGUCUUCACUGUAUCCCUUUCUGAAAUGUGUGCAAAGAAAUAUGCUUACACCAUCCGAGCCAAUCAGGAAAUGUUUGCUGUGGGAUUCUGCAACAUCAUUCCUUCAUUCUUUCACUGUUUUGCAACAAGUGCAGCCCUGGCAAAAACACUCGUCAAAACAUCUACAGGCUGUCAGACUCAGGUCUCUGGAGUAAUUAGUGCAAUGGUAGUCUUGCUGGUGCUGCUCUUCUUAGCACCUCUCUUCUACUCCUUGCAGAAGAGCGUCCUGGCUUGUAUCAUCAUUGUCAGCCUUCGAGGAGCACUGAGGAAGUUCAAGGAUGUGCCUGCACGGUACCACACGAAUAAGGUGGACACAAUUGUUUGGGUCGUUACUAUGUUCGCCUCUGCCUUGAUCAGCACAGAAAUAGGGCUGUUGGUUGGCAUUGUAUUCUCCAUGUUAUGUAUCAUUGUUCGAACACAGCGCCCACGGACAGCCUUGCUUGGUCAGAUCCAAGACACCAGCUUUUAUGAGGAUGACUCAGAAUAUGAAAAUCUCUCUCCUGUUCCAAAGGUCAAAAUAUUCCGUUUUGAGGCCCCACUAUACUAUGCAAAUAGAAACUAUUUUCUAAAGUCUCUGUACAGAUUGACCAACUUAGAUCCUAACCUAGAAGCUGCCAGAAGGAAGAAAUAUGAAAAGAAGGAAAAGCAGCAACUGAAAAAGCGAGAUCACACAACUGCUAAUGGCCUAGGCACUGGAGAAACCAUUCUUCAACUGGUUCCUAAGCAAAUUGACUUCCAGGCCCUUGUUCUAGAUUGCUCUUCCAUCUCAUUUUUGGACACCACUGGAGUUAAUACUUUAAAGGAAAUCCUGAAAGACUACAAGGACUUAAACAUUUCUGUUCUCCUGGCUUGCUGCAAUCCUUCAGUGAUAGAUUCUCUGAAAAUAGGAGGUUACUUUGGGAAGGAUUCUGGAAGUAUGCAGGAAAUGCUGUUUUACAGUAUACACAAUGCUGUGCAGUUUGCAAAAGAACAAAUGCUUCCAGCAGAUUGCUCAGUUUAAUCCUGUAUCUUCAUUGAUGAUUAACUACACAGGUGAUGGAUGAGGAGGGGCAGUUUGCAAUAACUAAAUUAUCAGACACACCGUUGGCCUUUCCCUCUUGAAAAGCUCUGCUGUUUGUCAGUUGCCACAUAGGACAAUCACUGCGGAUGCAGUCCAGGACCAGGAUGGAACAGAUUGGAUUAUUACCUGCACUUUCACUUCAAAAUGCAGGUGAUCCACCAGAUGGCAGUUUGGGAUUGACUUCCCCCUUGCGCCAUGACUAUAUGUGACCCAAUAUAUAGAUCAUGAGAUUGUUGUGCUGUCUGCCCAGUGUCAGUCAACUCUCCCAGUGGUUUAAUGGCUGGUUUGUGUUAAUAGGGAUAAGCCAUCUCCAUCAAAAUGCAAUGGAUCUAGCCUCCUGGACACAUAAUGGUUUAAAUUCUGACUUGUAAGGCCUUACCCCUUCUGUCAUUCUAGGUGUCCUCCUAGACAACUUCCACUAUUUGCAUACAAAUAAAUUGUAUAAAAUAUUGUGGAAUAUAGCAAGUCUCUCCACCUUGAUUACAUCAGUUUAAUGACACAACGUGCCACAAGUCAGAGAAAGCACAAGUUCCCUCUCAAAACCAUCAUUUCAAAAAAUUAUUCCUGGAGUCACCUGUGUUACUGGCUUCAAUCUGUGGUAUUAAAUUACUGAAGGUUUUGAUACUCUUAAUGACACUGGAAGAAAUAUGACUCAGAUGUACAAUUUUGUAACUAGUAAGAGGAUCAACAGGAUUAAGAAAAAUGAAUGUCUUUAACUGGCAGUCACACAGUUACCCAGGUAGUUGUACCAUCCUGUAAAAGUAAGUUGACCCCAGUGGGCAGAUUCAGCUCCAAUUCAGGAACACAUAAGCACCAUCAAACACAAAACCUCAGAACUGUGAUGCACUACAGCACGUUCUUCCUACAGCUGCCUGCAUGGGUGCAAAGAGAAACAGGAGUAAAUACGGUAGGGUGGGAAGGUAAAUGGGUGAUGUAUCUAGAAGGGAAGUGAUGUGUCAGUGAGAACUGCCUGGCUGGUCUUCUCUGAUGCAAUGCUAAUGAAGCUUUACAGCAGCAUACCUGGGCCAUCACCUGGCAGCAACACUUUGUAAGUUGUGAUUCCCUAUAUGCUGGAAAACUUCCAUCACUGAACAUGCUACAGACAUUUUGGGGAUUUUUUUAUUUUAUCUUAUUUUACUUUUUUAUUCCUAUUGUAUUAUGCUUUCACUUGAGGUCCACUAAGCUAUUUUUUUCCAGAGCUGGGUUACUUUCUAUAACAAUUUGCAUUAACUGCUGUACUUGCUGCUGUAUAUCAAAUGAUACCCCUCGAGUCAGUUGUGCUGUUAUAUUUACAUGCUGUCUCUCUACAAACAAACAUAGAUUCAGAUUUUGACUGUAACACAGCUAGUAUUCAGUGUUCUAGCAUUGGAACAAUACCCUCUCUCAUACUCAAGCUUAUAACUACCAGCAGGAAAAGCUGCCCUAUCUUUCUCUCCUUAUUUGUAGCUGGUUCACACUCAGCAUCAAGCAUGGAAGGCAUUUCUAUCACAGCUGUGCCUCUUACAGUUAGCAGACUCUAGAAAUACAUUCAAUGUAUGCAGAAGCCAUUUUUCUGCUGUGCCAUUUAAAAAGGAAAGUUAGGCCAACACAUCAUGUGACUCGCUUAUUUCAACUUUUCAGGUGAUUGAAUGAAAGAACACUCAAACUGAGGUUCUCCAGGUGCCCCAGAGCCUGUCUGGUUCUCAAGAACAAAUAUUUUCUUAAAGGAAAAGCAGUACAUGCCCUAAAGACAAAUAAAAAAUGUCUUCAAAAGGAUUGAGAAUAGCACAAUAUUAGGUAAGUGAUUCAAUGCUGACAUUUUCAUGUAUUCACUAUAAAAAAAUGCAUACCAGCUGCACAGCUCAGUACCACCAGAGCAGUAAAACGUGAUAGAAACGUCUCUCAAGAGAUUAAAGGAUUGACCAAUGGCAGCAUUCUCCUGCCAUAAAACAAUUUAAUUACAUUAUUAUUUAAAUUGCUGACUUGGUAUGACUACCUUUUUCUGUCAUAAAAGCAAACGGACAGAGCCCAAGGACAAAGUAUUGAUCCCACUUUUGUUUUUAACCGUUCUUUGAACAGGAUAUACCUCUUAUAAAUUCCUGCUAGGGCCUAUCAUGAGGAAGUGGGUUUACAGGAGUUCUUGCCAGACAGUACCAAUACAGACAGUCUUAGGUUGUUUUGCCAAAGUAAGGUGUUAAUGGUAGUCAAAUAAAAUUGCUUCAGUACAGAAGAACACACAUCCUAGCAAUCUGGACUUCUUUUAUCGGUUAAGUAACCAGCCUAGAACAUGAAGAAAAAACAUGCAAAAAUAUCCUUAACUCUAGAUCAGUAUCGUUUUAAAAGAGAAAAAAAUAAGAACGAUUCCAAUGGAAGGUGUAUCCCUGCAACAGUCUCUGGAGAAAAACAAAAAGACGUUACCCCUCUCUUAUCCAAAAGGCUGAGAAAUUAAGAGACAGGAGUCUCUUUUUCAUCUUGUUUAUUGUAAGAAUGGCACCAAAUGAUAUCUAAGCAAAGAAACUUGCCUGUGCAUAAAUGGGGUGUAAGCUUUAAGACUUUUCCUAGGAAGAAGCGAUUUACCAGAAGAAACUGUAAGAGCAAUUUUCUGUUUCAGCUGCACCGCCAGAGCUGGCUCUCAAUCAAGUUGUUGUGUUGGACAACGUCAAACACAGCACAGAAACAGCUUUCAGUACUAUGAUGUAGGGAUGCUGGGAGACUGUAAAUUAUUUCUAAGGAGCAUGUAAAAGGUAACUUAAAAAGCAAUCCUUUCCCUGGCACGUGUAUGUUUGCUAUACUGCAUUUUAUAAAGAUUAAUGUUAUGAAGACUGAAAAUGUUAAAAAUUGUUGAUUCUCUUUUCUCCUGUUCUACUAGGAAUUAGGUAUCGUGACUUUGAGAGGAGCUGGGAAGGGGCUGGUAAUUCCAACCAAAUUAAUACUAAUGUUGAAAUAAAAUCAUUAUACGUCUUUUAGAAAAUGUUAUAGGCAUAUGUAGAUUGACUAUUUUGCUGUGGUGCCUUGUAUAAAACAUGUAUCCAACAAACUUCAGUACUGCUACAUAAGAAUAAGAAAGGAUUCAUAACUUGUGGAUUGUUUGGGUCCCAUGGAGCUGGGAACAAAGUUGCGAAUCUUUACCUCAAACUCUCCUGUUUACUAGUGCAGCAUGACCAGAGCGUGUGAUGUAGGUGUCUAAAUGGCUGUAUUUAUUGGCACUAGUAACUAAAAUUCUCGCAACUGUCCAUUCCUAGAAAGACACCUUGGGUUCCCUUGUAAACAUGAAUAUUUCUGUGUCUCAUGACCUAGAGACAAAUGUGUGCUUUCAUUUGGAAAAUAAAACUAGCAGUUCUUUGAAAACAGUU